UGUUUUUUAGCAGAUUGUACUUGUUCUAUGGCCUCUGUGGCUUCAGAAGGCUUUUUGCUUGUUGGCUAAUGAAGAUCGAGUCUCAUCAUGUUACUUAUUCCCCCAGAUCCCCAGAUCACAAGCCGUAGGUUCAGUCCACCGCUCCAUGGUAAGACCAGAGAUGGGACAGUGGGAGUGACAGCUCAGCAUGAGGAGAGUGGCCCCCAGAGUACAGGGGACAUUCCUGCUGAGUUCAGGCCCACCGACAGCCCCAACUUUCUGGUGUCAAGCCUCCCCGCACACUGGCGUUGCAACAAGACUCUGCCACGUGCCUUCACGGUGGUUGCCCUGGGUGAUGUAAGUGACGGUGUUCUAGUCACGGUGAUGGCAGGGAAUGAUGAGAACUGUUCAGCUGAGCUAAGGAACGCCACCACGCUGAUGACAUCACACACAGCACGCUUCAAUGACCUCCGCUUUGUAGGACGCAGUGGGAGAGGUAAAAGCUUUAAUCUGACCAUAACCGUGUUCACCAGUCCUCCCCAGGUGGCCACGUACCACAGAGCUAUCAAAGUUACUGUAGACGGACCUAGAGAGCCUCGCCGUCACAGGCAGAAGCUAGAGGUGGGUCCAAAAACAGGGCUUUUCAGGGUUGCCAUGCCGAUGCAGAGUCUCCGCCCCCUCAACAACAUCACCAACCCUCCAACAAGAGCCUUCCCUCUCUCAGACUCUAGGCCCCUUUCCUCACCCCCCUGGACCAAUGAUCAAUCUUACCCCUUCUCAUCCUCAAGAACCACUGGCCUCUCAGGUGUGUGUGAGCUGGCUGCUGGGUUUGAUCGCCCGUUUCCCCCCCUCUCCUCAUUCUCGUCCACUCCCAGAAUGCACUUCUCGUCCUUCCCUUACUCCGUCACCCCCCCUCCACCACCGUACCUCCCCCCACCUUUCCCCACGCUCACCCCCCAUUCCCACAGUGGACUCUUCCAGCCCAGCAGCAGCCCCAUCCUCUACUAUGGAGCCUCUGCUGGGACCAACCACUACAUCUCACUGCCAGAGGGGGACAGGACAAACCACUUUACCUCUGGGCCGGGAGGAGACCAGGCCCCCACUGCCGCGCUGGCCAAUCAAACAGAGGGUAGGGGGGAGGAGCCUGUGUGGAGGCCAUAUUGACUCGGACAGGAUGUUGCAAUCAAUCAAUCACGAAUCAAUCAAUCAAGAAUCAAUCAAAACCUGAUGGUUAAUGCUUUACGCCUGUGUCUUUACAUUUAUAUUUGUUCCCAUUAAUAAUACUAAGAUGCACUACAUAGUUCUAUGUGUGUGUUUUAUGAACUCGUACAAAAUGUACUUUUGAGUUUUAUGGUUAUGUAGUGUUAUUUUAUGGUUAUUGUUGGUUAUGG
Oncorhynchus keta (chum salmon) is the source of this 1370-nucleotide messenger RNA. RefSeq names its product runt-related transcription factor 2-like. Bases 88 to 1143 code for a protein of 351 amino acids. Gene Ontology annotation, cellular component: nucleus. NCBI's taxonomy places the organism in Eukaryota, Metazoa, Chordata, Actinopteri, Salmoniformes, Salmonidae. Gene Ontology annotation, molecular function: DNA-binding transcription factor activity, RNA polymerase II-specific; ATP binding; RNA polymerase II cis-regulatory region sequence-specific DNA binding. Gene Ontology annotation, biological process: regulation of DNA-templated transcription. The record is from RefSeq and is a predicted model, not a curated record. The transcript is spliced from 6 exons.